Oppia nitens is the source of this 708-nucleotide messenger RNA. RefSeq names its product dihydrofolate reductase-like (gene Dhfr). NCBI's taxonomy places the organism in Eukaryota, Metazoa, Arthropoda, Arachnida, Sarcoptiformes, Oppiidae. Gene Ontology annotation, molecular function: dihydrofolate reductase activity; NADP binding. The record is from RefSeq and is a predicted model, not a curated record. Gene Ontology annotation, cellular component: mitochondrion. The coding region runs from base 98 to 670 and encodes 190 amino acids. Gene Ontology annotation, biological process: tetrahydrofolate biosynthetic process; dihydrofolate metabolic process; glycine biosynthetic process. The transcript has a single exon.
GAUAUAUCCUAUCAGUCAUUUGAUCCAUUUAUAAAACUUUUUGUUUGUUUGUUUAACAUAUCAUUUAAUUCAUUAAUUAGACAAACAUUGUCUAAACAUGUCUUUGUCGUCGUCAUCAUCAGCGGUAAAACCGUUUGCAAUGAUAGCGGCCGUCUGUGCCAACAACGGUAUCGGCAUCGAAGGUCGUCUUCCGUGGCGACUCAAGAACGAGAUGUCCUAUUUUACACGUAUUACUAGUACUGCAGCCGAUGGCAAACAAAAUGCCGUAAUAAUGGGCCGCAAGACCUGGGAGUCGAUACCACCGAAAUACAAACCGCUCGCCAAUCGCCUGAAUGUUGUCCUAAGCAAGUCGUUAACUGAGUUGCCUAAAGGAGCCCAUCGUUUGAUGGCCUCAUUAAGCCAAUCACUUCAAGUGCUAUCCACUGAUGAAACUAUCGACAAAGUGUUUGUAAUCGGAGGUCAAGUACUGUACGAAGAGGCCAUCGAUGUCGAUGAGUGCCAAUAUAUUUACUUAACGCGAAUCGAUAGCAACUACGAGUGCGACGCCUUCUUUCCAGAAGUGGAUCUCAACUUAUUUAAAGACAUCACUCAAGAGGACAGUGCCGUACCUCAAGAGGUGCAACAAGAAAACGAUAUCACUUAUCGUUAUUAUCUCUACCAAAGAGUUUGAUCUGAAGAGUACAGAAUAAUUUCAGAAGUAAUAAAACA